GGUGCUGGGCUGGCGAGUGGCCGCCGCUAUCACCUGGUCCGUGCUGCUGCUGCCCAUCUGCACCGCGGCCUUCAUCAUCCUCAGCGGCCUCGACCCGUUCCAUCCGGUGCGCUGGAUCUCGAAUUCUUUCAAUGAUUUGUAUACUUCCUAUGUCAUCUUUUGUAUCUUCCUGAUGUCUAUGGUGAUAAUAAUAAUAAGCAUCUUCAACAUUGAAUUUUAUGCAGUUGUACCAUCGAUACCAUGCUCUCGAUUAGCACUGAUAGGAAAAAUUAUUCACCCUCAGCAAGUCAUCCAUUCCUUUGUUCAUGCUAUCAUGGGAAUGCUGGUUACUUGGUGUGCUACAGUCAUGACAAAAGGGAGGUUCCAGUUUCUUGCUGUGUCCUGCACGCCUUCAGAAGGCCUAGAAGAUGCUGUUCCUCAGAUGUGCCUAAACGAGUAUCACCUUUUCUUUCUACUUUCUGGAGCUUUCUUGGGAUACAGUUACAGCCUUUUCUAUCUUAUUAACAACAUGAAUUAUUUGCCAUUUCCAAUCAUACAGCAAUACAAGUAUUUACGUUUCAGAAGAUCUUUGCCUCUCCUGAUAAAACACAGUUGUGUGGAAUCACUACAUUUUGUUAGAAACUUCUGUGUCACAUAUUACUUUUUUGGUUAUAUCCCAAAGGUGUGGAUAUGUACCACGAUGGAUCUUCAUACAGACGGUAAAUUACAUCCUCUUGACACUCUGAGUGGCUUAUUGGAUCUCUCCUUGUUUUACCAUACCUGGCUGAGUGGUGUGUUUCUUCUGAUGACCUGGUACAUUGCUUGGCUGCUCUUCAAAAUCUAUGCCACAGAGAGUCAUCAUUUUCCCAUUCAACCAACAUUUGCUCAGGAGACAGACCAGUGCCUGCCUAAGAUCUUAAACAGCAAUCCUCCCCUCCUUAUAAAGUUUUUAGCCUUACAAGACUUGAUGUUACUUUCCCAGUAUUCUCCUGUUCGACGACAGGAAGUCUUCAGCCUUAGUCAGCCAGGUGGGCACCCACACAACUGGACUGCGAUAUCCCGGGAGUGUUUGAGUCUCCUGAGUGACCUGACUCAGAGGCUGAUUGCACAGCAGGAAGCAGCAGCAGCAGCAAAUGGGAGAGCAAAGCCACCAGUGGGAGAGCUGAAAGUACCUCCACAGACUCCAGGAGCUGCUGGGAUAGAAGACAUGUCAUUCCAGUCACAGAGGUCCAACAUUGUUCUCAGAGCCUCCAUGUCUCCACUGGUUAAGCCAUCCCUGAUGCCUGUGAAGACAUCUCCUGGCUCUGAUGUUGGUUCACCUUUCAGCUCUCCUGCUUUAAAUUACAAGAUGGGAGUUGUGGAUAUAAAGUCUCCUUGGCAUGGACCAGUCCAAAGUCCCCAUGUCAUGAGAAGGGGACCAAAGCUGUGGACAUCAGUUUCAGAUCAGCAAAUGAAUGGUUCUCACCAUGAAUCCUUCCCUGUGCUCUCUGCUGCAAGAACUGGCACUGAGGCAGUGCAGCCAAGAUUUAUUUACACAUGGCUUCAGAACAAGCAAGAACAGAUAAAAACCUUCUUGUCCAAACGGGCGCUGAUAAUGUAUUUCUUCAGCAAGCACCCAGAAGCCUCCAUCCAGGCCGUCUUCUCUGAUGCCCAAAUGCACAUCUGGGCUUUGGAAGGUCUGUCUCACUUGGUAGCAGCCUCCUUUACUGAAGACCAAUUUGGAGUUGUCCAAACUACACUGCCAGCUAUCCUGAACACAUUACUGACUCUUCAGGAGGUCGUAGACAGACAUUUCAAACUGCCACAUGUUUCUAGCAAACCUCCCCGAAUUUCAGGGAGUCUGGUGGACACAUCCUACAAAACACUACGGUUUGCACUUAGAGCAUCUCUGAAAACAGCCCUAUACCGGAUAACUACUGUCUUUGGAGAACACUUGAAUGCUGUACAAGUGUCUACAGAACAUAAGAAAAGACUUCAGCAAUUCCUGGAGUACAAAGAAUAAAUUUCGAUGCAACUACGGUUGGUUUUUUCAAGACUCUUGCUAAGAAGAAAGUGGGACUAAUGAGGAUUUUUACCUUGCCUUUCUGGAAAAGCAUAUGGAAGUAUAGGUUGCAGAACAAAACUUUUAGAACUGUAGAAGAGUUCUUAUGGGUUUGGAUCAUUUUUUGUAUAAUAAAACUUAUAAAAUUCA
Cyanistes caeruleus (blue tit) is the source of this 2170-nucleotide messenger RNA. The record is from RefSeq and is a predicted model, not a curated record. NCBI's taxonomy places the organism in Eukaryota, Metazoa, Chordata, Aves, Passeriformes, Paridae.